GAAGGCCUAGGCUGUGGUCUUGUUUUGGCAGUGGUUGCCUACAUCUUGAUUCUCAGAGUUAAUUUACUGCUAAACCUCACAAAGAGAGGAAUGGAGUCCCAGGUGCGUCAGAAUUUCCAUGCUGAGUGCGAGGCUGCUGUGAACCUCAUGGUGAACCUGGAGCUGUAUGCUAGCUAUGUCUAUCUGUCCCUGUCCUACUACUUUGACCGUGAUGAUGUGGCCCUGAAGCACAUGGCCCAGUUCCUGAAGGAGCAGUCCCAUGAGGAGUGGGAGCAUGCAGAGAAAUUCCUGAAAUACCAGAACAAACGAGGGGGACGCAUUGUCCUGCAGGACAUCAAGAAACCAGAGCGGGAUGAGUGGGGAAACAGCUUGGAGGCCCUGCAGUGUGCCCUGCAGCUGGAGAAGAGGGUGAACCAGGCCCUGCUGGACCUGCACAAGCUGGCUACUGAGAAGAAUGACCCCCAUCUGUGUGACUUUCUGGAGUCUGACUACCUGGAGGAGCAGGUGAAGGCCAUCAAGCAGCUGGGAGACCAUGUCACCAACCUGAAGCGUCUCGGAGUACCCCAGAGUGGCAUGGGGGAGUACCUGUUUGACAAGCUCACCCUGGAGGAGAGCAGUUGAACUCAACUCUAGGGAUAUUGGUUAUUUGGUGGCUCAUCUGUAUGCAAAGGAAAUAAGAAUUGAGCUAAAUACUGUGAAUAAAACAUGGCUUUCAGUUGUAACAUGA
This is a messenger RNA of Mauremys mutica (yellowpond turtle), 727 nucleotides long. RefSeq names its product ferritin heavy chain A-like. The coding region runs from base 91 to 621 and encodes 176 amino acids. The transcript is spliced from 4 exons. Gene Ontology annotation, biological process: iron ion transport; intracellular iron ion homeostasis. Gene Ontology annotation, molecular function: ferric iron binding; ferrous iron binding. The record is from RefSeq and is a predicted model, not a curated record. NCBI's taxonomy places the organism in Eukaryota, Metazoa, Chordata, Testudines, Geoemydidae. Gene Ontology annotation, cellular component: cytoplasm.